AUGGCAGAACAAAAUGAAUACAUAGAUGAAUUUAUAGACAGAAUGUACGGCAUUGAAAGAGAACAGCCCAUAGAGAGACUUAUACUCUCACUUGACUCUCUGCCCAUCAUUCUCAACAUACCCAUUAAGAGCAACUCAAUACUGCAGGAGGUAAAAAGAAAGAUGCACGACCACAGAAGAGUAAGAGUCACAAAAAAAAUAAUGAAGCGGCUUAUUGAAGUGAUCAUUGACUCAGCUAAAACCAACAAAGUGAACAUCUACGACAUAGAAAACACAUUCAAAGGCUCACCGCACUACGACCUAGACACGAGCAACACCAUCAUCCUUCCAGAUGCUCCCGAUGAAACCCAGUACGAGUUUAAAAGCAUUUUGGAAGACGUAACAGAAGGCGUGCAAAACCUAGCAGAAAAAACACAGAACUCUCUGGACAUAAACAUGGGCGUAACGGACAGGUUUAUCCAGCAGAAAAAGAACGAAAGACUGAAGAGAUUCGAUGAAAUAAAGGACACAGGGAACAUUCUGCCUAAAAAAGACACGCUCUACAACUGGAGCGUGCUUCCAAAUCAGAAACCAAUUCGAUCAAAUGACAAGUGCAAUGAGAUUCUAUCCCGAAUCAACGACAUCAUAGAAAAAAGCGAAGGCCCUCGGACAUUUACCGCCAUGCCCAGGAGCACAGGCAGAAGCACAGGCGAGGAAAAGAGCGGACUGUACAGCGACCAAGUAAAAAAACUGGAGAGCUAUGAAACACAUUUCAACGAGAAAAUGCUAAGCCUUCUGACAGAUCUAUCAGACAAGCUAGCUAAGCCAGCAUCUAUUCCUCUAUCCGAUCUAAAAGAAGAGAUAGAAAAAAAAGACUUAAACGAGCUAGCAGUGCUCCCCAGAGAAACCAGCCAGUCUGCGCUGAACGAAAAAAUAGCUCCUUGGUCAGAGCUGGCUAAAUAUGGAGGAGUAGGAAUGGUCUCUGGUAUCUUCAUGGGCGUAUUUCUCAUGUAUAGUGUGUGCAACAUCAGUAUGCCAUACUAG
Messenger RNA from Nematocida minor, 1023 nucleotides. RefSeq lists its product as uncharacterized. Bases 1 to 1023 code for a protein of 340 amino acids. The transcript has a single exon. NCBI's taxonomy places the organism in Eukaryota, Fungi, Microsporidia. The record is from RefSeq and is a predicted model, not a curated record.